GCAAGAUAUGAGUAAGGUGUGAAAAUGACGUAACCCAGUGUGCUAGAUUCACGGGGCAAGUACCAUAUCUGUCCGGACCACGUUUGAAGGGAUGAAGUAGCAGAUUCAAUUUCAGGAGUGGCUACAUAUAAAAAUAUACAUAAAAUAUGUGAUCAGGUAAACUAUACAGACUACUCAUGGCAAAGUCAGCUCCGUAGAAUGAAGACAUCGUUAAAUACGCUGAUUUAAGUCUUAUUAAGGUGGGAAGUAAGGGCACGGCUUCCGCUGGCAUUUGACAAGAAGAUUGGCGUCAGUACCACAGCGACUGGGAAUUCUAUUGGAACUUAGACGGUAUGUAAACUAAUUGUAACAGUGGGACUGCACAUCCUGUGGCACCACACCUAAUGAGUGGUUAAGGUAGGGGGCUAUUUAAUGAGGUUGGGGGUCAGGUUAUGGGGAACUGUGCUCCCAGACUCAUAGAACGCAGGGUUACAGAAUGGGGUCUAUUAAAAAAUAUAUUAUUUUAAGGCAGCAUUGACUGGCACAGAACAAGAAAUUUCCUGCUUAUUUAGCAAUGUACCGUAAUAAAAAGGAAGCAGAAUAAAUGAGGCACGAUGAUUUCAUUCCUGUUUUUAUUGUUAAAAUAGAAAGGGAAACUUUCUCUGUGAGCACAAAACUGUCUAAAAAUGGAAAAAGCAUCUGUAUAUAUCAUCGCUGUGUAACGUAAAGCACUGCAAAAUUUGCUGGCACUAUAAAAAUUCUAAUCAUAGCAACUAAUAAUACUAAAUAAUAUUAAUAGUAAAUAAUAAUAAUUGUAGUAAAAAGUCUAAAAAAGCUCACGUAUCAUUCUUCGCACAUUCAGUAUAUUGCUUGGAAGAGAUAUCCAGGAGGUGAUGCUUGAUGAUUGGACCCCACUGGGAUUCAGUGUAAAAACAUUGACCGGGGUCUUCUAUUGUUGGCCAAUCAUCACUUUACCUGGAGAAUUGAACAAUUUAUGGACAAACUCUUGUUGAUACAACAGGUUGGGAGGAAGAAUUAAACAGAGAGGGUUUCUUGUGCAAUUUGAUAAUUCGUCAAUUUAUUGAUAAAAGUACAGGGUUUAUGAAGGUAUAGUUUCGAUAGAUCUCUAUGAGUGGCACAGAAUCAAAAUAAUACUAAAAAUUCAUUGGUUAGUAGGCUAUCUUUCAACAUACAGACUUCUGGUGUAUGCCAUAUGUUUAUGUAUAAUUGUGGAUUACCAAAUAAAUGCUUGAUACUCUUAUAUGUUUAUUAUUUUAUCACUGCAAACUUAUCCCACUGCACUGCAAACAUUCUGCUCAAUCUUUAGAUACAUCUAUGUUAAUGAUAUGUAUGAAAUACCACUUAAUUUACAGUUUAUUCCUAUAGUUUGUUUCCGACUUAAACGUGAGCCCUGAUAUUAUGCGACACUGUAGUUGAAUGUUGUGGCAGACUGGUACAAGAUAAAAGGACAAAAACAAGUCUGUCUGAGGUUCCUCUGCGCGUGCCGGCAUUAGAUACCAAUUUUGCUCAGAAUUAACAUUAGCCAGCCCUGACCUUUGUUGUGGGCAAGCUAAUUAUGCUGUCGGAGAAGGAGUUACAAGCCAGGCAACUAAAGGUUAAUCUCUGUAUGUGCGGCAUUUCAUAGCAAACGAACAGACUCCAGGCACCAAAUUCGCUUUGAGUUCAUUUUAAAUUCUCAACAAUUCUCACUUUAGUGAAUAAUCUGGAUUUUGUCAAAGUUUUGCUAAUUAAUUCAAACUCUGGAUAAACUACGUGUUUCUAAGGUCUGAAUUCUAAAUAUACUACAAUCCAACAAUUCACCGAAAAGGCUAAAUACCCUUUUCUUUGGUGGUUGUGAAAUAGCAGUUUCCUAUUUCCAGCUUCCGUAAUUUAAGAAAUGUGGAAGGUCUCAAUCAUUACUACCACAAGCAGAAAAGACUUUGAGAAGUCCAGCAGGUAACUGACCAGCAUAUAUUAUUUUAUUAUUAAUCUGAUUUCUUAAAAAGAGCCACAAUGUUGUGCAGCACUGUAUAACCGUCUAUAGGUCUAUGCUGUAUGUUGGUAACCAAUCACAUGGGAAUAGAUUAUUAAACAGUCCAAAGGGGAUUAGAAAUUAAUCUAAACUGUUUGAUAUAAAAUGCCUGCAACCAUUUGCCAUUGGGCACUUUAUAUAACUGAGAAGGGUGACAAAGAUGGGUAUGGGUUCUAUAGAUGGCUAAGCUUUGUAUGAUGAUAACUGGCAUCUCCCAGUGGUUAGCCGAGCUUGCUGUUGCAGUCACUAGCCGAAUAAUGUGCCAGGGGACUAGGAAUGGUCUGCGGCAGGGGUGGUAUAAUAUGUAUGUUCUGCUCCUAUUUUGAAUGAGUGAAGGUUUAUUGGAACUGUAAUUAUGUAACAGCGGUAAAUCUGCAUGUGAUGUACCUUACACUAUCAAAGCAGGAUUAACCCUUUAAGGACACAUGACGGAAAUAUUCUGUUAUGAUCCCUUUUAUUUCUGAAGUUGUUUCCUUAAGGGAUUAAACAUAAAUUGGCCUUGGGCAGUCGACUAGGGCGCAGGAGUUUAGCAGGGACCCCCGAACCAUGAAUGCUCUUGGUCCCAUUCAAUAUUCCUAUGUAAAGAAUAAAAGGGGGCCCAAACUGGUAACCUACCUAGGAUCCUAGGGGUCCUAAUCCUUCUCGGUACGCUACGCAGAGAGUCCUUAGAAUCUACAAAUAUCCUAAACAUGGCACUGUACCUUCUGCAAAGGAAAAUAUCUCAGGAAGGGCAGCGCAUUUAACCCAUUAUGGACCAAUGAUAUUUCAUGCCAUCAUCACAAUCUCUGACUAAGUCAGUAUGUCCUGCGUAUUAACCAAUAUUUACAGAUCUGCCCCUUUAAAUGAGUGGGACAUUCCCCUUUCAUAUAGUUGUUGCUCCUUAGCUAAAAUAAAGGAUUGUAAAGACAACACAUGCAGUGCACUGUCAAGGAAGGCUUGAAUUCUAUAUUUAUUUUCUCUAGAAUGAUGGUUCUCCAUUGCAGUAAUUAAAAGAACCUGCAAAACGAAGCAUUGUUAAAAAGAGAGAUUUUUUUUCACCAGGGUUUUUAUUGAUUAAUUUAUUUAUUGUCUACAUCUACUCUUAGGUCUCAAGAAAUUAAUUAUAAGAAAUAUAUUGGCACCAACAUAGUCUGGAGCACUGUACAACAGAGAUAUUAAAAUAGCAAAGCAUUGCCAAGCAAGUUCAGGUGUACAUAAACAAGAUGUGAAGUGGGUGCUGUUCCGAUGAUUAUUAGAGCUCUUUAUCAGUAGAGUUUUAGCCUGGGGGGAGAGCAGACAGCCCAACGUGACCAUUGGCAGCAGGGGUACACAGAGAAUUCCCCUCUUACUGGAGCAGGUACCAGAACGUGGCCGGCAGACUGAAAUGAGCAUUGCAUGGGGGUGCAGGGGGGCUGCUGGGAUCAGUAUGUUAGCUCACUGUACAGCUCCCCCUCUGCGCCAUGCUCUAAGCCAGGAGAUGGGAUGUAACAUCACUCCAUUGUUAGUACAUAGCUGCGUACAGGGUGAUCCUGGCAGCAAACUACUAGGCAUCAGGGAUAAAAGAUUGAAAUAUAUAUCAAAUAUGUGUGUGUGCGUGAGUGUAUGAAUGUCAGUGUGUGAGUAUUCAUGUGUGUAUAUGUGAGUGAGUGUGUAUGUGUGUGUGUGUGUAUAUAAAUAUGGAUAUGUGUGUAUGAAUACUUAAGUGUGUUUAUGUGAGUGUGUAAUUGUGUGUGUAUAUAAGUAUGGAUAUGUGUAUAAGAAACAAUACUGCUGCAACUUCUAUUACCCCGAUUUAUACUUUUUUAUGAAUGAAACUAACUGCAUCAAUUCCUGGGGAGCCUGCACUGAUUGUAUUAAUGUAUGCAUUUUUUUAAAAUUAACUUGCACAAUCAGCUAGUAUUCAUUUAUUUGUCGAAUAACUCUGGAAUCAUGUGGGAUCUUUUUUCUGAGUCAUUUGUAAAAAAAAAACAAUCAAAUUAUUUUGAUGAAUUUGAACUGGAAUUAAUAUGAAUCAAUUCAGAGAUCAAAAAUCCAGUGAACUGCAGUUCUCUCCCCCCGCCACCCCAGUUUAUAAAAUUAUUUGAUUCACCCAAUACGAAUGCAGAUAUAUUUGAAGCUAACACAAGCUAUAUACUAUAGCAGCUAUUAAUGUUCAACAGAUAGUUCAUUCAUUAUUAUAAAGCUGGAUAUGUGAGAGGCACAGCAUUCACAUGAAAACAACAGGAGGAUCAGGAUUGGCUGAGCAAACCCAGCCAUUUCCUGGUCUCUUUAGAAUUUGACACUCCUCCACCAAUUAAUUCUGUCCAAGCACGAACAGACGUGUUUUGCAUUUUUAUCGAGGUACGGGCAUAAAAGUGUCAAAACACUUUCAGGAAACAGUGUGCGCAAUUAGCUUUCCUUUCUGUACUGCAGCUUAGGCAACACACGCACUGAAUGUGCAAUAUCUCUAAGUAAAACGGAUUUCAUUCGCUUUGGGGGAAUGCCAACAUUUUUUUUUUCUUUGCUGUUUACCAAGUGAAAAUCGAAUUGGAAUUGUAACACUAUAUCACGAUAAUAUUAAUAAAAAUGAUACAAUUUAGUUUGCAGGUAUGUUUUGGGAUGUAGAUAGUUUUCACACAUAUCAUCCUCGGGAGUCAGAAACAUCAAAAGGCACAGCUGAUCCUACUGGGAAUACGACCUGUGACUAUGAGGACUGAAAAGAUCCCAAAGACAAUUAAACAAAAACGAACACACAAAUAGUGUUAGAAAAGAUGUAAAAUGCCCUCCAUAUGUUAAUAAUGUGUUUAUUUGGACGUAUUCUCUGUACCUGUGACAAUGACUUCAACCCAGAUUACAUUUUAAGUCAAAUUGAUGUAAGAAUUGAGUUCUAAAGGGUUCACAAACCUUCUUCCAUCAAUCUAGCCAGGUAUGUACAGAAUCCAAUCCAUGGCUUGCCAGUAGGUACAUUAAGAUUAUUUAAUGCAUAUUUAAUGGUAUAAACUCUGCCUACUUCGCAACUCAAAGGAGAUUUUAUUACGCCAGACAUGGACAGAUCUUCAAACUAAAAACAAACGCACGUCAAAAGACAUUUAACCCCUUCUGUGUAGCAACAAACUGUUACAACAUGGAAUGUACAAAUUGUGAAGUAUCUUACACAAUGCUCUGCCAUGUGGUGUAAUACUUGGAUAUGUCUCCAUCCAGCCCAUCCUCCUUUGGUUAAUGAUGUCUUUAGGUUUUAAAGGACCCCAGUCACAAACAAACAAACGGCAGACCUGUCACUAAGGCUGGAUUUCAUUUUAAUAGAUACAGUGCGUAUUAUAUUACAUGAUGCUAUCUAUGGAGCAGUGUAGGCAAAUAUUUGUUGUACUGGUAUUGCCAUCAGAAAUCUCACAAUCUUACCAAAAACAUCUUCCAGGUCCCCGUCGAAUACAUACUCUCAUCGACAGUCAGACAUAAAUACACAAAGCAUGCACAAAUACCGGCACACUAACACAUUCACAGACACAUACACAAAGAUACACACUGUCAGACACACACAAAGAUACACACUGUCAGACACACACACACACACACACACACACACACACAAAGAUACACACUGUCAGACAUGUACACAUACACACACACACACACACACAAAGAUACAUACUAUCAGACACACACACACACACACACACACAAAGAUACACUGUUAGACACACACACACAAAGAUACACACUGUUAGACACACAUACACACAGGGCCGGCGCGUCCAUAAGGCAGCACAAGCGGCCGCCAGGCACCAUCCCAGAGCACUAGAACAGUGACCGGCAGGAGGUAGGCGCACUGCCCCCUCCUGCCAGUACUUUAGCGUGGCCAGUGGAGCGGACCGUGGUACAAGCUUCUGAUUCCUGUCGACACCGAAGGAGUGCUCACUGAGAACACUGAGGGAAGGAACACUAUGGGACAGGGAAGGGGGGGAAAGAACACUGGGCAGAGGGAUUUGGGACAGGGGAAAAACGCCAUGGGGCGGGCAACCACUAAAAAGAGAGGAGAGAACACACUAGGGGAGAGAGAGGAACAUUAAGUUGGGGCACUAAGGUACACGGGAGGGAAGAGAAAAGGAACACUGGGGUGUGGGGGAAAAGUAAAAGAGAAGGGAAAGAAACACUAAGGGGAGGACCAUUUAGGGGAAUGGGGGGCACUAAGAAACAGGUAAGGAGAGGGGGGAGAGGAACACAAUGGGACAGGGAGGGGAGGGGAGAGGAACCCUAAGGGACAGGGAAGAAAGGGGAGAGGAACAUUAACGGACAGGGAAGGGAGGGGAGAGGAACACUAAGGGACAUGGAUGGGUGAGGAACACUAAGGGAUAGGGAAGAGGACCACUAAUGGACAGGAAGGGUAGGGGAGAGGAACACAAAGAAACAUGAAGGAGAGAGUGGCACGGCACACAGGGGGGCCUGAGUGGGGAGAAAGACACACAGAGGGACAUGAGGGGGGAGAAAGACACACAGAUGGGCCUGGGGGUGAGAAAGAUGAACAGAGGGGCUGGGGAUGAAAGCAACACACAGAAGGGCCUGGGGGUGGAAAUACAAAUGGACUGAGGGUAAAAGAGACACAGAGGGGCUGGAGAAGAGGGAAAAGAGACACAGAGGGGAUGGGGGGAGAUAGACUGUCUGGUGGUGAAAGAGAAACACACAAAGGAGCUGGUAAGAGUAAAAGACAAAGAGGCUGGGAGAGAAGGAGACACACAAAGGGGCUGGGGGGAGUAGGACACACAUAGGGGGGUUGUAAGAGAUAACCAAGGGAGGUGUAAGGCACACAAUGGGGAAAAAUAGGGGAUUAGAUACACUAAACGGGGUAAGACAGAGGCAAACAGGUGAAGAUGAUUUUCUUUUGGGCAGGGGGAGGGUGGGGUGGGAGGGGAGCGUCAAAAUAAUCUUUGCCUGUGCACCCAAAAAUCCUUGCAACGGCCUUGCAUACAUAAAGACACAUACUGUCUGAUACACACACAUACACAAAGAUACACACUGUCAGACACACACACAAUAUCAGACUGAUCAGUCACAGGUGCAGUCCGGAACCGAAAUCUACAUGAGAGAUACAGGUACGAUUGAAGACGAUCAUUUUGGCCUUCAUUUAUAAAUCUCAGAUUUGCAAUUAAUUUAUGUGCAGUUUAAGAUUUUAAUUAGGAAUUUUGUGUCCACAAGUUACUAGUAGCUACUUGCGUGGAACUGCUGUGCGGUUUAGCUUUGAUAAUGAAAUGUUUACUAAAUGUUUACACCCCAAGUGAACAAACGAUCACCCUUAUAGAAAACGGAGAUCAGUAGGAUCGUAUACUAAAUAGCUCCUGUGGAAUUACAUUGAAAUAAAAAUGUAAUGAUACUUUCUUUAAUGAAGGUUUGCUGAUGCACUUGGGUUGGUAUUAGAGUCUUCAUUAUCUUGUUUCCAUUUGCGUAAUUUGUUUUUCACAAGUAAUAAGUACGAUUUAUCACCGUAUUAUGUCAUAUGUCAACGCUCUAUAAAUAUUCAUUAGUUCAGCAUCUUGAUUUGAUUUGACCUUCCCAGUCCCAUGUGUGGGUGACUUUAAUUAUUUCAAAAUAGAAACAAGUUUACAACCCAGAGACUUACAGACAGGCAGGUUUAAAUUAACUCUAAUUCUAUGUGCAAUAAAAUUUUUAGACUAGAACAGGCCUACUUAAAAAAAUUCAAGUGAGCAACUUUUUCAGUUCUGCUGUUUUGGCCACCGAAUGUAAAAUUUACUUUGAAUUCACUUUGAAUUCCCUAUGAUUGACACUUUAGCGAAUACAUCUAUCAUAUUGCAUCAUAUAUAAGCUUUCCUAUAAAGGUUUAAAUGAGCAAGCCCUCUUACAUAUAAAACAAUAGUUCUAAUCACGAUCAUCGUUUUAGCAACCAUCUCUCUAACUUCUAAGCAGUGGCGUACAUACCGGGACCCGGUGUGUAUGCCACUGUGGCCAGCCUCUUCUCCUGGGGGGCCCAGGAGCCGGCCACCUCAGGGCUCCCCGAGGCUGGCCCUGGUAUCACCAGGCGGGCAGGCAGGCUGGCGGGCGCGCGAGGGAGCAGUCUCCCCUGUGUGCUUCCUUUUCAGCUCCCUCGCGCACCGCACUGAUUCCGGAGCCGGAAGAUGGCGUCAUAUUUCGGCUCCGGCAUCAGUACGCAGCGCGCGAGGGAGCUAAAAAGGGAGCACACAGGGGAGAGUGCUCCCUCGCAAGCACGCCAGCCUGCACGCUAAGUGACACCACUGGCGCCCCAGGGAAUCCCCUCAGCUCUCCCAAAGGAAGGGAGGCUGGGGGGAUUAAAUUUAAAACAAAAAACGUGUGUGUGUGAGUGUGUGUUAGUGUGUGUGUGUUAGUGUGUGUGCGUGUGUGUGUUAGAGUGUGCGUGUGAGUGUGUGUGUUAGUGUGUGUGAAUGUGUUAGAGAGUGUGUGUGAGUGUGUUAGAGUGUGUGUGUGAGUGAGUGUGUGUGAGUGUGUGUGUUAGUGUGUGUGAGUGUGAGUGUGUUAGAGUGUGUGAGUGUGUGUGUGUUAAUGUGUCUGAGUGUGUGUGCGUGUGUUAGAGUGUGUGUGUGAGUGCGUGUUAGUGUGUGUGAGUGUGUGUGAGUGUGUUAGAGUGUGUGUGUUAGUGUGUGUGUGAGUGUGUUAGAGUAUGUGUGAGAGUGUGUGAGAGUGUGUGGGUGUGUGUGAGUGUGUGCGAGUGUGUGUGUUAGUGUGUGUGAGUGUGUGUAUUAGUGUUAGAGUGUGUGUGUUAGUGUUAGAGUGUGUUAGUGUGUGUGUGUUAGAGAGUGUGUGUGUGUUAGUGUUAGAGUCUGUGUGUGUGUUAGUGUUAGCGUGUGUGUCUGUGUGUUAGUGUGUGUGUAUGUUAGAGUGUGUGUGUGUGUGUUAGUGUGUUAGAGAGUGUGUGUGUGUGUGAUAGUGUAUGUGUGUUAGAGUGUGUGUGUGUGUUAGUGUGUGUGUGUUAGUGUUAGAGUGUAUCAGUGAGUCUGUUACUGAGUGUGUUAGUUUGUGUGCGUCUGUUAGUGAGUGUGUGUUUUAUAAGUGAGUGAGUGUGUCUGUCUGUCAGUGAGUGUGUAUGUAUGUCUGUCACUGAGCGUGUGUCUGUCAGUAAAUGUGUGUGUCUGUUAGCUAGUGUGUAUGCGUCUGUUCAUGAGAGUGUGUUUGUGUCUUAAGCACUUACAUUUCUUCAAUGCCAGACUCCCUUGGUGCUGGGGAUCUCUCCGCCCCGAUCUGCCUCUCAGCUCCAAAUGCGCAUGCGUGGCAAGAGCCGCGCGCGCAUUCAAACCGCCCAUAGGAAAGCAUUACUCAAUGCUUUCCUAUGGACGUUCAGCGUCUUCUCACUGUGAUUUUCACAGUGAGAAUCGCAGAAGCUCCUCUAGCGGUUGUCAGUGAGACAGCCACUACAGGCUGGUUUAACCCUCAGUGAAACAUAGCAGUUUCUCUGAAACUGCUAUGUUUUCAGCUGCAGGGUUAAAACUAGAGGGACCUGGCACCCAGACCACUUCAUUGAGCUGAUGUGAUCUGGGUGUCUGUAGUGGUCCUUUAAGUGUAUGUGUAUCUGCAUGCACUGGCGUACAUACCGCGGUCGCAGGGGUCGCAGCCCUGCAACCCCUGCGACUAGGUGCCCGCCGCCAUGUGUUGCGGCCCCAGCCUGCGCAGAGUAAGUGCGCAGGGGGGGAGGGGCCCACAGAUCAGGACCCCAUGGGUUGUGUGUACGCCACUGCUUCUAAGGGUGUAUUGCAAAAUUAAUGAAAGUCAUUCCUACUUAACUGUUUCUUGUCAUCUUCUCUUUUUCAGGAUUUGAACAAAGUUAUGGCUGGUUCAAUAGUGGUUGAUGGCAACUUUUUCGAUGACUUCGAUUUCACCAGCGGUUACUAUAGCUACACUGGUAUCCCAUCUUUCUCCAACACUCCCUGUAGAGACCCAUGGAAAGUGAAUAAAUAUGCUUUAGCAUUUAUAUAUUCAGUUGUUUUCCUUCUAAAUGUUGUUGGGAAUAGUCUUGUUGUUGUGGUAAUCUGUUACAACAAGCUGAAGAGGUCGACCACAGAUGUCUACCUACUAAACCUGGCCAUCGCGGAUCUUUUAUUUGCAAUUACCCUACCAUUCUGGGCAACGUAUAAGGUUAGAGAAUGGAUAUUUGGCUCCUUUAUGUGUAAGACUAUAUCCAUUCUACAAGAAGUCAAUUUCUACAGCGGGAUCCUUCUCUUGGCUUGCAUCAGUAUUGAUCGAUACAUUGCUAUUGUCCAUGCCACAGAAGCCAUCAACCAUAAGAGACAUUGGGUAAAAUAUAUUUGCUUGGGGAUUUGGCUUUUUUCAUUCGUCAUUGCUUUUCCAACCAUAUUGUUCAGACAAGUACUUGACACCCCAAAAAAUGGAAUAGUCUGCUACGAAAAUAUUGGGCAUGAAAAUACAGAGAAAUGGUUGAUCAUUUUGAGAAUAGGUCGCCAUUUGGUUGGAUUCUUCAUUCCUUUGCUGAUCAUGCUUUUCUGUUAUGGGUUUACUAUUAAAACUCUCUCUCAAACCAAAAGUGGCCAAAAGCACAAAGCAAUGAAAGUCAUAUUUGCUGUGGUUAUCGUCUUCCUUAUUUGCUGGCUUCCAUACAAUGUUACAGUCAUUGUUGAUUCAUUGAUGAGGAUAGGUACUAUAAACGAAACCUGUGAAAUAAGACAACAUUUGGAUAGUGCUCUCUCUAUUACUGAAAUUUUUGGCUAUGCACAUAGCUGUAUCAACCCCAUAAUCUACGCUUUCAUCGGGCAGAAAUUCCGAAAUAGUUUCUUAAGAAUCUUGGCCACCAAUGGUAUCAUCAGCAAAGACUUUCUCUCUCGUCAUGGAAGGAGUUCUUCAUAUGUAUCGACAUCUGGAAACACAUCCACAACAAUGUAACUGAAAGAUCACAUCGUGUUCCACUCCAAGUCCAUCUUAUAAUUUAAAACCAGCUUCUAUAUGGAACAUAAUCGUUGAUGUAUAUGCAAUGGAACAUGCUAAUUUCCUGUCUAUUCCCCCUACCUUUCCAACCAAGCGGCUUGUCUCUGAAGACCACACCAACAUGGUAAAAGUAUAGUUGAAUCUCAACACUCCGUUGGGUGCACUUAUAAAACAAUUAUUGCUACAAAUAGUUUGCCAUAGUUGCACCAAAUAUUAAUCAGCAAUACAAAAAAAUAAUAUUAAAAGGCAAGGCUAAUUUAUAGUUUUAUGCCAGUUUUGUCUUAUAUAAUGUCUAUAAAACUUGAAAGCAGUGAACAAGAAAUUAUCUAUGACAUAUACAAAAAAAUUACCGUCUGAGAUGAAAAGUUCCAAUAGUGUCUUUUCCAAUCUCAUAGAUAAGACCACAUUUAACGCUAGAUGAUGCAUCUAAUAAAAUGUGUGUAACCUUUCCAUGGACACCUUCCAUUGUUACCACUAUUUUCAUCUUUCAUUAUUUCACUGUUGGGCUGUUUAGUGCACAGUUUGACAAACAUACCAUCAGGAGCUUCUGCCAUGACCCAGAUUUCAAAGAUUCCACUGCUGGCACUAAGGUGUCUGCAUGAAAAUGGCCAACCUCUGCUUGACUUACCUGUUCUACAACGGCAAUAUCAUGACAUUCCAUUCCAUGGCUGGCCUCCAGUGGUGUUUUGGUGGAGACUGGUUCCGUGAGCAUACUCCCAAGCCUUUACUCUUCAGCAUCUCUGUAACCGAAUGUCCCCAUCAUUCUGGACAUUCAAUUUAUCAGCUAAAAUACAUGGAGGAUAACCUGAAUAAACAGAUCCUUCCAAAUUAGAAAGUGUAAAAAGAUGUACAUAGAAUAUAUUGCCAGAAAACCAAUUUUAACUGAAUUCUGAAUUAACAAUGAGUAUGCACAUUUAAAAAAAAAUCAAUUAUUAAUUAUUUCCAAGUAACUAUUUUUAUAUCUCCAUUUAAUUGCAUAACAAAUAUGUAUUGUUUGUGUUUUUAUCAGUAAAGUCUGCAAAUGUUAAAUAAAAUAAGACCAG
Molecule: messenger RNA, 11931 nt
Organism: Pelobates cultripes (western spadefoot toad)
Lineage: Eukaryota; Metazoa; Chordata; Amphibia; Anura; Pelobatidae
Source: the annotation of a GenBank genome assembly